Messenger RNA from Lobosporangium transversale, 326 nucleotides. RefSeq lists its product as hypothetical. The transcript has 4 exons. The annotation marks the transcript as partial. The record is from RefSeq and is a predicted model, not a curated record. Lineage: Eukaryota; Fungi; Mortierellomycota; Mortierellomycetes; Mortierellales; Mortierellaceae.
GCGACAAACAAACUCGCAUUGCUGAACAAGAUUUCAUGUGCAAUUUUCGGGAAUAUCCUUCGUCAGCGACUCAUCGGACCUACUAUCAAUUCAUACUAUCCAAACGAUGGUCCAGAGAUGAAUCUUAUUGACCAAACAGAGAAGACACGCCUCGAAGAUCUUGCAGAGCGCAAGAAGCGUGGUCAAGGUCGUCGCUCCACUCUCAAGAAAAAAUAAUUUGAGCGAUAGUUGCAUAAACAAACACAUUAUAUCAACAUUGUUAAAUCAGCACUUCCGAGAACUAUGCCCAUGUAAAUUAUUAAAAAUCAUCUCUUCCAAUUCUGUUC